Molecule: messenger RNA, 348 nt
Organism: Pollicipes pollicipes
Lineage: Eukaryota; Metazoa; Arthropoda; Thecostraca; Pollicipedomorpha; Pollicipedidae
Exons: 2
Coding region: 1-348 (115 amino acids)
Source: RefSeq, a predicted model, not a curated record
AUGAUCACGUUCAUCACUCUGUUCGGCAAGAAGAGGUUCCUGCGAUUGCCGAUAGGGAUCUCGUUCGCACCGGAGUACCUCCAGCGGAAGAUGGAGAAGAUGCUGGACGGACUGUCCGGAGUCACCGUCGACAUGGACGACACCGUGGUGUUCGGAGAUGCCGCCAGCUACGGUGCACAUCUCGAAGCUGUCAUUAGGAGGAUCCACGAGUCUGGCCUCAAGCUGAACAGGAAAAGGCGCGAGUUCCGGAAGAACAAGGUCAAGUUUCUGGGGAUGAAGAUCAGCAAGAACGGCAUCAGCAUGGACGAAGAAAAGCUCGAGAGUGCCCGCUCCAGACCUCUUCUCUAG